AAGCCCUCUCACCACACAGCGCCUGUAGCCGGGUUUCAUUCACAUCCUAGAGCCUCCCUCCCUCUCAGCUAACACUUCUUCCCAGCUUCAGACAAGAUCCUGACCUAAGGACUUCUAACGGCCAAACCAAAGCCCAGAGAUGGAAGCAGACCAGGUCACAGAAGAGCCUCCUACCACCAUGGAUGCAGAGGAGCACCCUUCUUCAAAGGAUCCUUCUGCUGAGGACUUACAGGAGCACUCCGUCUCUGAAACCCCCUUGGAGCCCUCCAUCUCUGAGACCCCUUUAGGACACUCAGUCUCUAAGAUCCCUUUGGAGACCCCUAUCCCGGAAAGCCCACUGGAGACUCACAUUCCUAAGAUCUCAGAGCAACACUUGUCUUUUCACACUUCACCACCAGGCCAUGUCUCUGUGUCUCCCUCUCAGGCUCUAAAGGAAGACCCCUACUCUGAGUCUUCCUCCAGUGAGGUCUCAUGGACAAAGAGGUCCAUGCAAGUCUCUGAACCUGAGACCUUUCAGAAGCACUCCCUUUCAGGCCCUUCAGCCCAGGCCCACCUGGACACAUUUGCAAAAGAGAGGGAAGAAGGAGAGGACGAGGGGGUGGAUGCCAGUGACAGCACCGCUUACACAGUUCAACCGGACAAGAAGGGGAAGAAAGGAGUUAGCUUCCACACAGUGGUCCCUGCUAAGCAGGAAGAGCUGGCGGAAGUGGCCAAGGCAAUGCACAGAGAGAAGUCUGGUGCUCAGGUGAAUCAUCUUUUUCAGUGGGAGAAGAAUGCAGCUCUGAGUGCCAUCCAGACAGGUCUCUACAUUGGCUGGCGCUGCCCCCAUUAUCUAUGGGACUGUUUCCAGAUUGGGGGUGAGUCCAAGUGCUUUUGUGGACACUUGCUGAGAGAGCACCAGAUUAUCUCAGACAUAUCGGUGCCCUGCAAUGUGGGCCACUGCUGAUGCCUUGUGUUCUGCUUUAUCCCAUCAUGCCUAGAGGAGGUGGGUGAGUUCUGGCUCAAGAGACGGGCCACCUUUGACCCCAAGGCCUGGAGGGCCCAGUGUUGCUGCAAACAUAGCCACGAAGACCAUGCAGCUACCGGGUCCCAUCCCUGCAGGGUCAAAGGCUGUUGCUGCAACUGCUUUGAGUCUAAUUUCCUGUGUGCAGCCUGUGACCAGUGCUGGGAAGAACAUGAGACUUUCUUUGAGACUGAGGAGACCUGGCAACAAGGAGGGAAGCCUCACAGUGAGGGGGUACCUGGAACAGGGGGCCAUUCCAGGCUCUGUAGUCAGGCCAGGCAGGAAAGUACUCCACACCCAACCGUCCAAUCCAGCACUACCUCACCCCCCCACACCCACACCUGCACUGAUAUCCACCUCCAGGAGCAGACUGUGGGCCUUUUGCAGAGAUGUCUACUGUUCAAAAAGCCAGGGGCAGCAGCUAACUUUGAGUCCCUAUAGAAGCAGGGGUCCUCUGGUCAUUGCAGAUCCCAUCCUAAUCCCCCUGGGCUCCCUGGCCCACACACUCCCCAACCUGGCCCUACAUCUGACCACCUAUCUGACCUUGUCACCUCUGCUCUUCUCUCCUUCAGGGACAGACAUUGACACCACCUGGCACAGGCCUCAGUGAGCCUGGCCCAGAUCAGCAAUAAAAGGGAAUCCACCAGACUCUGACCUGGCUCUGUAUGGCACAGAUAGAGUUUGGCCCAGGGAUAGACACCCUGGACCUUGGAGUUGGACCUAUGAGGGGUGAGAGAGCACCACAGGAGAGAGUCUGGAUCCAGCUCUCUGCCUCCACCAACCCACAUUCAAGCUGCCAGCUCUGGCAUGAGGAGAAGGACGUGGCGUCAAGGAAGCCAAGGAAAGGGGUUUCAAGAGGGUUAGAGUGAGCAGUGACGUUAGAUGCAACUGGGGGCUCUAGUAAGAAAAAGACUGAAAAGCGUCCAUUGGUUUUGCAGUUAGAAGGUCUUUGGGGACUUUUAAGAGUGUAGUUUCAGUGUUGUAGCGGAGGCAGAAACCAAACAGCAGUGAGCUGGAAGGUUUCUUUAAGAAGCUUGGCUGAAAAGAGGAGGAGAGAAGUCCAGACUAUAUCCAGAGGGAGAUGUGGAGUCAAGGAAGCACUUUUUAGGAGGGAUAAAGGGAAAAGGCCAGUAGAGAAAAACACCUU
Molecule: messenger RNA, 2150 nt
Organism: Manis pentadactyla (Chinese pangolin)
Lineage: Eukaryota; Metazoa; Chordata; Mammalia; Pholidota; Manidae
Gene: FAM221B
Product: family with sequence similarity 221 member B
Exons: 6
Source: RefSeq, a predicted model, not a curated record